Messenger RNA from Oryza sativa Japonica Group (Japanese rice), 1057 nucleotides. Its product is annotated as protein MIZU-KUSSEI 1. The record is from RefSeq and is a predicted model, not a curated record. Gene Ontology annotation, biological process: hydrotropism. Lineage: Eukaryota; Viridiplantae; Streptophyta; Magnoliopsida; Poales; Poaceae.
UGCUCAUCUGCAGGUCUGCACUGAAAAGCCGAUCGGCAGGGAGUAGCUGCAGCAUGAAGAAGAAGACGGCCGCAUCCAAAUACCUUUGCUUUGCGAGUUUCACCAUAUGUAUCCCCUCCGCUAAGCAGCCGUCCGGCGGUGACGCCAAGAAUCGUCUCAGCUUCUCCUUCCCGGAGAGCAUUAACGGCGGCAAGGACCGGCGUUGUCAGCAGCACACGGAGGAGGAGCAUAAGUCCGAGAGCAUCAUCGACCCGGCGGCUUCGGUCGUCACGAGGACAGACGGCAAGCACUGCACCAUCAUCGUUGGCACCAUCUUUGGCCGCCGCAGCGGCCACGUCACCUUCUGCGUGCAGCGCGACGCAGCCAUGCCGCCUCCCUUCCUCUUCGAGCUCUCCGUCCCGAUGCUGUCACUUGCCGCCGAGAUGGGCUCCGGCCUUCUCCGCAUAGCCCUCGAAUGUCACCACUCCAGCGGCAAGGUGGUCGUCGGUGCUGCUGACGGCGACACCAUCAACAACGCCGGUACGGGCGGCGGCGGCUCGAGGAGUGUCUGGAAGGCGUCCUGCAAUGGGCGGGACGUGGGUUACGCCGUACGGCGGCGGCCCACCGACCAGGACUGCCGCGUGCUGGAGAGCAUGAGGAUGACGACGACCGGCGUCGGGGUGCUACCGUCGACGGGGUUCAGCGAGGACGGCGGCGGCGGAGAUGUGCUGUACAUGAGGGCAACGUACGAGAGAGUCGUGGGUUCAAAGGACGCCGUGUCGUACCACCUCAUCACUCCCGGAACAGCCAGCGGCAGCCCCCAGCAGGAACUCAGCGUCUUCUUGCUUCGCACCAGGGGUGACUGAAACGUAGCAGCGUAUUACUGUCGAUUUCAUCUAUUACUGCUGCACGUAUUCACCAAGAGGGUUUGCUUGCCUAGUUCAGAUAUCUUCCUUUCAAAGCGAUGGUCAAAGGGAUUGUCUUAUGCUUGUCCUCGAUGUGCUGCUUUGCAAGGCGAUGUAAUGGGGGAUUUAUGACCCCUAAACUCUGUUAUUAAUCCAUAACAACAAUAUUUUAA